Messenger RNA from Mesorhabditis spiculigera, 3360 nucleotides. The record is from the annotation of a GenBank genome assembly. NCBI's taxonomy places the organism in Eukaryota, Metazoa, Nematoda, Chromadorea, Rhabditida, Rhabditidae.
AUGCCGCCCAAGCGCAAGCGCCCUCCACCAAAGCCCCGUCCGCCACCUGGUGGAUCACAGGUGGCUGACCCGGGACUAGAGGAAGAAAAGGAAGAAGAAGCCCCUCCACCGCCUCCCAAGAAGCCGGCCGCUCGUCAGAAGAAGGCGCCAGCAAAGCGGCGUUCCGGCGGCAAAAAGCGACGUGAUUCCUCCGAAGAUGAGGUCGAUGCGGACGACUAUGUCGAUUGGGCAAUCAAUUUUAUGGAAGAGGAUACUGUUCCACCAAUUGAUAGGUACAAUUUGCCCGGCCUGCUGGUCGACCCGCGCUUCGAUCCAAGUAAUGCACCCGGCCUCUUCAAGAUCAUGGAAGCGGCUGAGCUUACUAUGGAAUACUACAAUGAAUUUGGUAUCGGCCGUCCGUUAUUGUUUACGUGCCCGCCUUCUGAGCUGGGGAUGACAGUUCCUGACAAGUCAUUGACUGUCCAGAUGGUGGCCGAUAUGGUCGGUCGGAACCGCGCAAUAGACAUCAUCAGGGUGAAGGAUCAAGAGAGCGAAGUCUGGUCGCUGGGAAAAUUUGCCGACUAUUACGACCUACCGGAAGACGAGAAAGACCAGGUCUACAACGUUUUGUCGCUGGAAUUUCAGCUGACUCCACUCUACGACUUGGUGAAAAGCCCGGAACUCGUGCGCCAAAUCGACUGGACCGACAAGUAUUGGCCGGAUAAGCUGCGCGGACAAUCGGUUUCCUUCGACAAGAAGGGCCUCUAUCGUACACAUCACAGCUUUCCAAAAAUCGGAUACUACUGCCUAAUGUCACCAAAUAAGUCGUACACUGACUUCCACAUCGACUUUGGCGGAACAUCUGUAUGGUACCACGUGCUCAAGGGCGAAAAGAUCUUCUUCAUUGUCGAGCCUACCGAGCACAACAUAACCCUCUACGAAGAGUACCUCAAAAAUCAAUCGCAAUCUGGAUUUUUUGGCGAAGCCGUGGAUAAAUGUGUGCGUGUGACGGUGAAGGAAGGGAAUACAUUGAUCAUCCCCGCCGGCUGGAUUCACUCUGUCUACACCCCGGCUAAUUCUCUCGUUUUUGGAGGGAAUUUUCUUCACACGAUGAACGCGUCAAUGCAGGUCCGCGUGAUCCUCGGUGAAAGCCGGGUUCGGCUCGCCAACCGAUAUCGGUUCCCUUACAUCGAAGAGGUCUUCUUCUACUUUAUGGCAGACCUGGUAGAAAAGGCAACGGGACGACGUUACGCCAGACCGAUCCGCCGCCCUGCUCUCAAUUACGACUUCACCGGCAAGAAAUGGCUCGAGAAGAAAGGGCAUUUAAUUCCGAUAAAAGAAGGCAACUAUCCGGAAGUGGUCAUCUCCCAAGACGAGGACUCACAAGCUGAUGACUCGUCCACUGUUCGUCGCAUAGCCAUGCACAGCGACUCGUCUGCUGCUGCCAAUAAUGUGCUGGAAGAGUCACAUUUUGGAAUGGAGGAGGAAUCUCCGGAUGAUCCGGACGAAUCGCCCGAUCCGCUCGUCUACUACGACCCCGUGGACGAGGCUCCGGUGCUCGAACCUUCACUCCCUGCAAUCCAUCAGCUGCCAAUCGACGAGUCGUCGGAUGGCAAAAUUGUUUUCAAGGAUGAAUUCGUCCGGACCAUCACCCCGAAGGCUCUCUCCGAGCUGACCGUUUUGUGGGAGUACAUGUGCAACAAGGGACGCGUGACAGUGCCACUCGGUGUCACUCGCCCCGCCAGCUUGCUGAACUGCUUCGGCAAAGUUUUGGAGCACCGUCGCGACACUUGCAGCACCUAUGUGCCGCAGUGCCAAAUCCCUUGCAACACAUCUCGGCUACGCUCCAACGCCCGUCAGGCCCGGAAGCGGCUGGCCGAGAAGAUAGAAAGCCGCCGAUCUUCCACCGCGAGCCCCGUCCCAAGCGCUGAUUAUGUCCUCCCAGAUGAGCUCAGAAUUCCUGGCCCUUCCACGAUCAUUCCAGGGGCUGAUGGGACGACGGUCAUUGUGCCGAUGAAGGUUGAUGAUGAUGUGAAAGCCGAACAGGAGGAGGAGGAAGAGGAUAAUGUGAAAACGCCUGAAGACGUUCCCAAGUUCGAGGAAAAAGUUGAGGAAGAGCCGGUUGCGACUGAGUCGGUGGCGCCGUCCACUUCAUUUGAAGAGAACAUUACGGUCGACACCGAGCAGAAAAAGAUCAAAAAGGAAGACACGUCUGAGGCGACUCCGGCCCCGUUUGCGCCACUCAGCCCUCCUAUAGGCCGUAUCCCUCUGUUGAGCAAGCAGCGCGGCUCCAAAGACGAAAAGGAUUCGUCAAAAACUUCCGGCAGCAAAGAUAGUAAGGAAGCGCCGAAAGAAACGAAAAGUCCCACGGUUACCUCGCACCCUGAAACGUCAUCUGGAAAGGCUGAAGAUGAGGAGCGAAAGAAGGGAUGGCGCAAACCGCCCCCACGCAGACAGAAAGAGGAGCCGGUCGAAGCGGUCGAAGAGACGAUAAAAAAAGAAGAAGUCAAAGACGAUACGAACAAGGCUAAAGUUCAUCCUGGAGAGUCGGACGUCGAUCGCCGCAAGCGCCUGUUCCGCGAGGAAGAAUUGAAGAAGAUGAAAAAGAAUCGACCUUCGAUCUCGUUUGAUGAUGCUCUAAGAGGUACCGGCGGCUCGAGCAAAUCGAAGACCAAGCCCAAAAAGGACGACAAGCCGAAAUUCGUGGACGGCAUGCCGGUGCUCGCCUCAAAGGAGCUCCAAGAACAGCGCAACGAAUACAACAUGUUUCGACCACUCGACGCAAUUACGGCACUUGGGCAUACGCCGUUGGAGAGCGCCUAUAGGAAGAGCAAGAGCGCCAAGGUGCCCCUCAUCAAGCCGCAGUUGAACCAAAACAAGUAUUUGGCCCAUGGCAAAGAAAAUAGAUCUGGUUCGCGCGAGUCAACUGCCUGGCCGGGACUGGCCCCACUUGAGAUCACUGCGUCUUCAAGCCAGGAACCGGGAACAUCAUCACAAUCUCCCAUCAGCUCUACUCCAAGGCGACUUUCCGUCAGUUCGCCGGCCGCAGACCCGCGCACCGAAAGACGCCGCUCGACGGGAAGCCAAAAUUCGCCUCUGACUCGCCCGAUGACACCACGCUCGGAGGAGGCAACGCCGAUCGGAAACGAUCGUCGUCCAAGUUUCAUGCCGCCAUCCCGGCCCCUGAUCUCUCCAAUAGAUACCCCGCAAGCUCCAAAGCCAGAGCGGCCGGCCGCAGUCAAGAACCGAAAAGCUACGAAUUCACAGAGCAUUGACAACUCCGUGGCGCAAGCCGAUGAGCGGAUCGCCCAGAUGGCUGCCGCGUUGGUUCAGCUGGAGGCGAUCACACGCGAGAUGGCAAAGUUUGACGAAAUCGACGUC